This is a messenger RNA of Frieseomelitta varia, 4912 nucleotides long. RefSeq names its product calmodulin-like. Lineage: Eukaryota; Metazoa; Arthropoda; Insecta; Hymenoptera; Apidae. Bases 745 to 1755 code for a protein of 336 amino acids. The record is from RefSeq and is a predicted model, not a curated record. The transcript has 7 exons. Gene Ontology annotation, molecular function: enzyme regulator activity; calcium ion binding.
UUCUACCUCUGGAGCAACUCGCAGCAUCCAUCGGCCCGCUCCGGACUUCAGUCCAUGUCGAGAACGCGGCACUGCCGGGACCCUAAGGACCCUUCGACAUUCACGAAUCCUUCGACCUUGCGAGCUAGUGGUAUAUCGAGACAAAGCUGUUUCAUACGAAAGCCACAGCCCGCGCGUUUCGAUCGAAUCGCCGACCGAUCGAGCGUAUUUUUUCAAAAUAAACCCGACACCGCAAUUCCUGCCAGCGAGAAACUGAUCUCGUUCCACUGGAGAACUGGUACAUCCUCCAUGGUACCUGAAACUUGAGCCUUCCUCCUUGAUCGAGCCUCCUAUGCUACCAGCGAAACAAAGAACCUCGACAGCCUUUCGACGCGCAUUCUUAGAGCAUCGAGAUCUGUUUGCGUAUAACACGGCGAAACAAAGCAUCCGUUUCUUUCCAAUUCAUUCGUCGGCCAAGAACCUGUGCCCCGAACGAUAAGCGAUCGACCAGCCCUCCGACUCUUGACGGAUAUUUCAAACGGUUGCCGAGAAACAAAACUUAGAUAAUCGCAUUUAGAAGUAAUUUGCGCGCGAAGCGUGAUCUUUGAGGAAGCGGCAGCUGGAAGGGAAGAGGAGCCACGAGGGCCUGCGAGGAGACUGAAGAAGAGGGAUUUCCCGCGAGACUGCCGGGGGUUGUUGCCCAGCCCCGGAGAAGCGGACAUCAGGCCCGGAUGUUCGCAAGAACGAGACGCCGAAAGCGCUGCGAUGCUACAAGGGAAACUUUUCACGGCCGUCAACAAGUUCCUUACGACAUCCCCUUUGGUUAACAAAAUCAAGUUGCUGAUUACGAGACAGAGCAGCGGGACGGUGGGGAACGGCGAGGGACAAGAAGGAACGACGAGCAGCUGUUCCCAGAGGACUUCGACGGCCACGAUAACGAUGACGAUGACGACCACACCGACAACGCCGACGUCGACGUCGACGAUGACAGUCACGUCAAUGGCGAUGCCAUUCGUGCCCGUGGAAUCUGAAGCAUCGAUAUCGUCCAGCGCGACAGAUCAACGGCAACAGCGUCGUUGGCAAUGGCAACAAGCCCCGCAGCCCUGUGCGGCGACCACUUGCCCGAUCACGGCCACGUCGUCCUCCACGUAUUUGUCGGCCACGCCGUCCUCCGAGGCCAGCAAGCUGUCGACCAACGUCCUCUUUUCCUUGCCCGCGUCGCCAAAGAGAUCAGCCCCAGAAUCGUCCAGUAAAACGCCAACCAUAUCGAAAUCACAGAUGAAAGAGUUCAGGGAGGCGUUCAGGCUGUUCGACAAGGACGGGGACGGAAGCAUCACGAAGGAGGAGCUCGGCAGGGUGAUGCGUUCGCUGGGACAGUUCGCCAGGGCCGAAGAGCUGCACACGAUGCUGCAGGAGAUUGACAUCGACGGAGAUGGAAAUGUCAGUUUCGAAGAGUUCGUGGAAAUCGUGAGCAACAUAGGUGCAAGCCAAACCGCGCCCACCGAUCAGGAUCAGGAAGAGCAGGAGCUGAGGGAUGCGUUUCGGGUGUUUGACAAGCAUAACCGCGGCUACAUUACCGCAUCUGAUCUGAGAGCUGUGCUGCAGUGCCUCGGCGAGGAUUUGUCGGAAGAAGAAAUCGAGGACAUGAUCAAGGAAGUGGACGUGGAUGGAGACGGCCGGAUCGAUUUCUAUGAAUUCGUGCACGCGCUCGGCGAGCCAGGCAUCGACGACGACGAGGAGGACGAAGAGGAAGAGGUGUUGUCACCAGGCUACUAGGAUUUCACCAAUAUUCGUGUCUGUGUUAGAUAGAACGAAUCAACGACGAGUCAACGGUUGUCGGACGAUCCCGCACUUCGUCUCGCACUCUUUUCCUUUCCUCUGAUGUUCACUCCGUUGCGCGUACUGCUGCGAUUGUCGCGGAUCGAAACUCGGUCAGCUGUUGUUUGAGCCGGAAAAGGGAUCUUCUUCUUGCGUCUUGUUCGAAUCGAAUCGAGCGUGAAAGAUGGAAGCGUAAAGAAAGAAAAAGAGAGAGAGAGAGAAGGCGCAGGAAAUUUUGAAACUGGCGCCAGCGCGGAAGAUGGUUGCGUUUCGAAUCGAAAGAGUGCGCCAUUGUCUGACUAGAGGCGACGGCGCUAGUUUCAACCUGGUAACGUUGCAACCUGGCGUUAUCUCUUUCAGUGUCAAUGUCAGAGGAACUUUAUUCGACAAGCCCUAAUCGCACCUACCGUAAGAUCCGUAGAUACACCUGAUGGGAUUUUAUGUUACUCGAAGAUUAAACGAAACGUAUAAACUUCUUCUACCAGCUCGAAGCAACGAGCAUGUCGAAUUACGUGUUGCAGCAAGGAACAAUUUUCUUUCCUUCACUCUGUCUUCUUCAACGAUUGAUCGUUCGAAAAAAAGUCUGUUUUGUGACGCUAAUGUUUUCCGAGCAUCCUGCUAGCAAAUACGCGACGUGUAACGUGAACGCGAAGGAAUCAGAUCGCGUUUCGUGUAACACAACGUCUUAGCAAACAUCCUUCGUUAACUGUGCUGCAACGUAUCUACCGAUAAAUCUUCGCGAACCUGCGCGAAUGUUUCGCGAGGCACGAGAGGUUGGCGAGAAGAAACGACGGAGACACAACGAUCGUGCUCCUUCUUUGAGAUGAAACGCCGAUUCUCUCGGUUGAUUAGGCUGUAAUCGAGCCUUUUUUGAUGUCUGGGUCGCCUGCGUCAAUGUAAGAGGAAAAAAAAGAAAAAAAAGAGAAAAAGAAAGAACAGGCGACCGAUCGAUAAUCGACUUCUUCUUCUAACAUAUAUGGAUUUUUCGAUUUUACUCUCUCUCGUCUAAUCUAACAAGUCACGCACCAUAUUUCUCAAUGUAAAGUAACUUAAGUGUUAAGAGGAACCAGCACCACAAUAAAUUCGAUAUAUUUGCGAUUGCGUUAUGACGUGCAUAUCUCACUAGGGAUAUGACGACAACGAUUGAUAGCAAUAGCUGUUAGGAACGCGUAUCCGCCAUUUUGGCGAACGCACGAACGAAACAUACGUACAGACGGGGCAAGAACUUGCGCUUGCAUUUUUCCAACAACUCUCGUUGUCGGUUAAAGCUAUAGGAAUUCUCGUUUCGGCAGGUGAGCGUAUCGAGACCGCGAGGAGGAACCGUUCAGUUGUGAAUUUUAAAUCGAUCUUGAUCGCUUCGCUCUCCUUGAGCUUCGUACUGUGUACCUUAUUAACGAUAUCUCACUGUUACGCCAAAUAACAAGAGCCGCACGCUGUUUCAAAUAUUUUAAAGGAUCUAAUAAAUCUACUAAACAAACGCUUCCUCGCACGUUGGUAUUCUUUUUAUUAUACCUACACCCAAUGAAGAAAGUAAAUACAGCAAAAAGGGAGUAACGCUGAGUGAAAUAACGCGAAAAAAUAACAGAGCACGAAAAAACCCAGAAAAUUAAAAAAAUUUUCACCCGGUAACGUAGAUUUCUCGUUACCGACUGGUACCGUGAAAAAAGUUGAAGAUACAGCAAAAAGGAAGUAACAAUGAAUGAAAUAACGCGAAAAAGUAACACAGAGCAUGAAAACGCCCUGGAAAAAUGAAAAAAAAUUUUCACCCACUCUGUAAUCAGAAAUCUGCGUUACCGACCGGUACCGUGAAAAAAGUUGAAGAUACAGCAAUAAAGAGAGUAAUGCUGAGUGACAUAACGCGAAAAAGUAAUACAGAAUACGAAAAAAGCAGCAGAAAAUAUAAAAAAACUUUUGCGUCUUGUUGGAAUCGCAUCGAGCGUGAAAAAUGGAAGCGUAAAGAAAGAGAGAGAGAGAGAGCGAGAGAGAAGGCGCAGGAAAUUUUGAAACUGGCACCAGCGCGGAAGAUGGUUGCGUUUCGAAUCGAAAGAGUGCACCACUGUCUGACUAGAGGCGACGGCGCUAGUUUCAACCUGGUAACGUUGCAACGCGGCGUUAUCUCUUUCAGUGUCAAUGUCAGAGGAACUUUUUUCGAAAAAAAAGUCUGUUUUGUGACGCUAAUGUUUUCCGAGCAUCCUGCUAGCAAGCACGCGACGUGUAACGUGAACGCGAAGGAAUCAGCUCGCGUUUCGUGUAACACAACGUCUCAGCAAAUUUCCUUCGUUAACUGUGCUGCAACGUAUCUGCCGAUAAAUCUUCGCGAACCUGCGCGAACGUUUCGCGAGGCACGAGUGGUUGGCGAGAAGAAACGACGGAGACAUGACGAUCUUAAUAAAACAAUUCUAUUGAUUAAGGAACGUAGAGUAGCAAUCGCUACAACGAUCGUGCUCCUUCUUUGAGAUGAAACGCCGAUUCUCUCGGUUGAUUAGGCUGUAAUCGAGCCUUUUUUAUUGUCUGGGUCGCCUGCGUCAAUGUAAGAGGAAAAAAAAAGAAAAAAAAAAAAGGAAAAAGAAAGAACAGGCGACCGAUCGAUAAUCGAUUUCUUCUUCUAACAUAUAUGGAUUUUUCGAUUUUACUCUCUCUCGUCUAAUCUAACAAGUCACGCGCCAUAUUUCUCAAUGUAAAGUAACUUAAGUGUUAAGAGGAACCAGCACCACAAUAAAUUCGAUAUAUUCGCGAUUGCGUUAUGACGUGCAUAUCUCACUAGGGAUAUGACGACAACGAUUGAUAGCAAUAGCUAUUAGGACCGCGUAUCCGCCAUUUUGGCGAACGCACGAACGAAACAUACGUACGAACGGGGCAAGAACUUGCGCUUGCAUUUUUCCAACAACUCUCGUUGUCGGUUAAAGCUAUAGGAAUUCUCGUUUCGGCAGGUGAGCGUAUCGAGACCGCGAGGAGGAACCGUUCAGUUGUGGAUUUUAAAUCGAUCUUGAUCGCUUCGCUCUCCUUGAGCUUCGUACUGUGUACCUUAUUAACGAUAUCUCACUGUUACGCCAAAUAACAAGAGCCGCACGCUGUUUCAAAUAUUUUAAAGGAUCUAAUAAAUCUACUAAACAAA